GCACACCUCCAUACCAAAACUAUAGUAACGACUCAUCCACAUUACAUAUAACAAACAUGCAAGCCGCCGCCGCCGGCAACAGGCCUCACGCCGCCCUACUAGCGAGCCCCGGCAUGGGCCACCUCAUCCCCGUCCUCGAGCUCGGCAAGCGCCUCGUCACCCACCACGACAUCGCCGUCACCAUCUUCGUCGUCGCCACCGACGCCGCCACCACCAAGUCCCUCCUCAAAUCCUGCCCCACGACCAACUUCUCCAUCGUCCCGCUCCCGGCCGUCGACGUCUCCCACCACGUCGACCCUUCCGACCACAUCGUCACCAAGCUCCUCGUCAUGAUGCGCCACUCCAUCCCCAACCUCCGCUCCGCCAUCUCCGCGAUGGCGGACCCACCCACCGCCCUCAUCGUCGACAUCUUCGGCACGUCCACGUUCCCCGUCGCCGACGAGCUCGGCAUGCUCAAGUACGCGUUCGACACCACCACCGCCUGGUUCCUCGCCACCACCGUCUACGGCUCCUCCUCCGAGGACGAGGUGGCAAGGCAUGUCAACUCGAGGACCCCGCUCGUGGUCCCGGGUUGCAAACCGGUCCGGUUUGAGGACACGCUCGAUGCCUACAAGGCGAUGGGGGACCGGGUUUUCGACGAGUUCCAGCGCGUCGGGGUCGAGCUCGUGACGGCCGACGGGAUCCUGGUCAACACGUGGGAAGAGAUGGAGGGGAAAACCCUGGAGGCUCUCAGGAACCGGAAGGCCCUGAAAGACGUCGUCAGGGCCCCGGUCUACCCGAUCGGACCACUGGUCCGACCAUCGCCACCUCUGGAGACCAACGAGCCAAACGACGUCGUGGAGUGGCUGGACGGGCAGCCCGACCGGUCGGUCAUCUAUGUGUCGUUCGGGAGCGGCGGGACCCUCCCGCGGGCCCAGCUGGCCGAACUGGCCUGGGGGCUCGAGCUGAGCGGGCAGCGGUUUGUGUGGGUGGUCCGCCCUCCUCCAGUAGAGGACGGAGACGUUUCAGCCGCUUUCUUUUCUCUGGAAGAAGAAAGCGGUUCUGAAGGACCUCACCGGUACCUUCCGGAGGGAUUUUUGUCCCGGACCCACGACAGGGGGCUGGUGGUCCCCAUGUGGGCCUCGCAAGCGGAGAUCCUGGCCCACCCCGCGGUGGGCGGGUUCCUGUCGCACUGCGGGUGGAACUCGACGCUGGAGAGCCUGACGAACGGGGUGCCGAUGGUGGUGUGGCCGCUGUACGCGGAGCAGAAGCUGAACGCCGCCCUGCUGGCGGAGGAGCUCCAGGUGGCGGUGCGGCCGGGGUAUAACAACGGCGGCGUGGUGAAGAGGGAGGAAAUUGAGGAGAUGGUGAGGAGAGUGAUGGUGGCGGAGGAGGAAGAAGGGAAGGCGAUGAGGGAGAGGGUGAUGGAGCUGAAGGAAAGCGGGGAGAGGGCGUUGAGCCGGAAGUUGAAGGGUUCGUCGUACAGCGCGCUGGCGCAGGUGGCGAGGGAGCUGGAGUUGAACCACCAGCGGGUGGUGGCUAAAGCUCGUGGCUAGCUCCGGGGCCCAGGGAAUUAGCGACCCACGUAUGACGUGCAAGAAUGUGGGAGGCGGCCUUGUAUUUUGUUGAAGUGAUGGGGAAAAAUAAUGUGUGUUUCAAAUGGUCUACAAUGGAUCGAUGUUUAUUAUGUGAGAAUUUGUAGUAUAAAAUAUAAGUAGAUCUGUAUUACGUGGGGAGGAUGAUUCUCUCUUGCUUAUUUUCGUUUUGUUUAUAAGGAAGUGUCAUAGUAUAUGGUGAUUACUAUGUGUUUUUUUAUGCUACUCUCGUUCUCCAUUCCUCUUCGGUGAACCCAAGAAAGGAAAGCUGCAUGAGCAAAGAGUUUUUCUAAACAUUCCAUAUCAACAUUUCCAAAUAUGCAAACUCAUAUCCGUCCCAUACUCUUCCCGGGGAGGGGAGAGGGAUUUGCAACUCAUUGCUGGCGGUUUCGGGUACCCAUGGGUAAAUAUACCCGUCUCGUACAUCUAAUGUUAGGUACUAUACCUAUAAUUCAACAUGUAGACCAUAAGUUAUAACACUAAACGAAUAUAAUAAGUCAUGAAAUCAACAAAACUACGACCAUUCUUAAUAUGAGUCCAAUGCAUCCAAUUCCAAAACAUCCAUUAAUCGAUAAAAAAGUACAAUACUAUCAGAAUAAUCUCCGACUUUGACACAUCUACCGAGCAAUGGAAAACUAACACAAUGGAAAAAAAAUUGAAAGAGUGACAAUGUGAAUGGAGGAAAGAAGUUAGUGUUUGGUUUGAGAGGCCACUCAAUUACAUUCCAACUGUUUAUUUUUUUUAAUUAUUCUUCCUGUAAUUGAGAGAUUUAAAUAUGAUUCUAAUGUUUUUAUAUAUGAAGAAAUACUCACAGUGAGGUAUGAGUAUGGCUAAGAGUAUGAGAUGAAAACUUAAAACCAUACCCUGCAGGAAUUUCCCACAUACCCACAAUAAUUAAUGAAUUUGAUUAUCAUCCCUACCUAUCAAUAUGUAGUAAACUAUUGCACUAUACAAUUAUUAAGUAGCUCUAGAACUUAUACAGCUUUUUACAGCUGUACGUACAAAUUAACUAGUCUUAUGCAUAUUAAACUAACCUAAUCUCCAUCAUGAUCAAGAGACAUUAUUAUCGAUCUUAAUUGCCUUUCAAGCUAGCGUCGCUAUUGUCUCGUACUUUCUUAAUUCGUUUAAAGAAGGAAGGAAGAAGAAGAAGUUGGUGCCCCGUUGUCUAAUCCAACACGUCGGUGGCAAUUAGUCGCUAUAAUAUCUAUGGACGUAGACUGGAGGGCAAAGAAUCUACUGUCCUGCCAAUAUUGUGGCUACUGGCUUGCAAUAUCAGUUAACAGGAAUGUCGUUUGUCGAUCCGGACCAACAUCUCAUUAAUCUAGACUAAGAAUGGUGGACAAUAUCAAUUCGUAAAACCGGAUUAAACCAUCAAGCCGGUUUAACAAGUGGUUUGAUGAGCUUUAAUGGUCGAAGUGGGUUCAAUAUAAUUAGUUUAAGUCGGUUUUAACAUAAUAUGUGAGAGAACCUCUAAUACCAAACAGAUUACGCAUAUAUUUGACAUACAUAUUUUAAAACAAUCUCACUAAUUUGCAUUCAUAUAUUAUCAAAUUAUUUCCUGAUCAAAGCAAAAUAUAUAUUAUAUACAAACUUAUUCUACAAAAUUAAACCACAGUCGCAUGCAGGCGAACAUUUGUAGCAAAUCCAAUACACACAUACGAUUGAUGAGGCAGAAAGCAUAUUGUGGAACAAUUUCAACCGUUGGCUUGAGGUUUCUAGAACCUUAACUGCCAUAUGUCAGUGAUGAGGUAGUCGCUCAUUUGAUUGAGAAAUAUAUAUAUAAAAUUUAUUGAUUUUU
This is a messenger RNA of Linum trigynum, 3372 nucleotides long. The record is from the annotation of a GenBank genome assembly. Lineage: Eukaryota; Viridiplantae; Streptophyta; Magnoliopsida; Malpighiales; Linaceae.